AUGAAGAACUUCAAUCUCUUAGCCGUUUCUUCCAUCCUGUUGGUGGACUUGUUCCGCACACACUGGGGACAUAAUGUAGAUUUCUCCAAGGCCAUAAAUUUAAAUGGAGUAAGCUUCAGUAAUGUAGACGCCAGUUCACUUGGCGCAGCACAGGUAAGACAAAGUGCUAGCCGAGGCAGAGGACUUGGUGAGAACCCAAAAGAAGAGGACGGAGCUGAUAAAAAAAAAAAAAAGGACGAAAAACAAGUAGAACCAAAAAAGCCACGUGAAAAUAAGCUGAAACAACCAGUAGAAAACGCAGACGGAAACGCAGGAGGAAACGCAGGAGGAAACGCAGGAGGAAACGCAGGAGGAAACGCAGGAGGAAACGCAGACGGAAACGCAGGAGGAAACGCAGGAGGAAACGCAGGAGGAAACGCAGGAGGAAACGCAGGAGGAAACGCAGACGGAAACGCAGGAGGAAACGCAGACGGAAACGCAGGAGGAAAUGCAGACGGAAACGCUGGAGGAAACGCAGGAGGAAAUGCAGGAGGAAAUGCAGACGGAAACGCUGGAGGAAACGCAGGAGGAAACGCAGGAGGAAACGCAGGAGGAAAUGCAGGAGGAAACGCUGGAGGAAACGCAGGAGGAAAUGCAGACGGAAACGCUGGAGGAAACGCAGGAGGAAAUGCAGGAGGAAACGCAGACGGAAACGCUGGAGGAAACGCUGGAGGAAACGCAGGAGGAAACGCAGGAGGAAACGCAGGAGGAACUGCAGGAGGAAACGCAGACGGAAACGCAGGAGGAAACGCAGGAGGUAACGCGGGAGGUAACGCAGGAGGUAACGCAGGAGGUAACGCAGGAGGUAACGCAGGAGGUAACGCAGGAGGUAACGCAGGAGGUAACGCAGGAGGAAACGCAGGAGGAAACGCAGGAGGAAACGCAGGAGCCAAUGCGGGAAAUAAAAAAGCAGGAGACGCAGGAGCAGGACAGGGACAAAAUAAUGAAGCUGCGAAUAUGCCAAAUGUAAAGCUUGUGAAAGAAUACCUAGACAAAAUUAGAUCUACCAUUAGCACCGAGUGGAGUCCAUGCAGUGUAACCUGUGGAAAGGGUGUAAGAAUGAGAAAAAAAGUUAGUGCAGCUAACAAAAAACCAGAAGAGCUUGAUGUGAAUGACCUUGAGACAGAAGUUUGUACAAUGGAUAAGUGCGCUGGCAUAUUUAACGUUGUGAGUAAUUCAUUACGGUUAGUCAUAUUGUUAGUCCUAGCAUUAUUCAAUUAA
Plasmodium cynomolgi strain B is the source of this 1260-nucleotide messenger RNA. Its product is annotated as circumsporozoite protein precursor. Gene Ontology annotation, cellular component: cell surface. Bases 1 to 1260 code for a protein of 419 amino acids. The record is from RefSeq and is a predicted model, not a curated record. The transcript has a single exon. NCBI's taxonomy places the organism in Eukaryota, Apicomplexa, Aconoidasida, Haemosporida, Plasmodiidae.